Messenger RNA from Vicugna pacos (alpaca), 3356 nucleotides. It is a transcript of the gene NGFR, whose product is annotated as nerve growth factor receptor. Gene Ontology annotation, biological process: Rho protein signal transduction. Gene Ontology annotation, cellular component: cell surface; plasma membrane. The record is from RefSeq and is a predicted model, not a curated record. Gene Ontology annotation, molecular function: coreceptor activity; death receptor activity; nerve growth factor binding. Lineage: Eukaryota; Metazoa; Chordata; Mammalia; Artiodactyla; Camelidae.
AGCCGAGCUUCGGCCAACUCUGGGGGGCGGGUGCUGGAGCGCAGCGCAGCGCAGCGCAGCCCUAUCCGUCCGCGGAGCGGACUGAACUGGAAGCCGAGCGCUGCCGCGGGAGGCGGGCGAUGGGGGCAGGUGCCGCCGGCUGCGCCAUGGACGGGCCGCGCCUGCUUUUGCUGCUGCUCCUGGGGGUGUCCCUUGGAGGUGCCAGAGAGUCGUGCCCCACGGACCUGUACACCCACAGCGGCGAGUGCUGCAAAGCCUGCAACCUGGGCGAGGGCGUGGCCCAGCCUUGCGGAGCCAACCAGACCGUGUGUGAGCCCUGCCUGGACAGCGUGACCUUUUCGGACGUGGUGAGCGCCACCGAGCCGUGUAAGCCGUGCACCGAGUGCGUGGGGCUGCAGAGCAUGUCGGCGCCGUGCGUGGAGGCCGACGAUGCCGUGUGCCGCUGCGCCUACGGCUACUACCAGGACGAGACGACCGGCCGCUGCGAGGCGUGCCGCGUGUGCGAGGCGGGCUCGGGACUCGUGUUCUCCUGCCAGGACAAGCAGAACACGGUGUGCGAGGAGUGCCCCGACGGCACCUACUCCGACGAGGCCAACCACGUGGACCCGUGCCUCCCCUGCACGGUGUGCGAGGACACCGAGCGCCAGCUGCGCGAGUGCACGCGCUGGGCCGACGCCGAGUGCGAGGAGAUCCCUGGCCGUUGGAUCACACGGGCCACGCCCCCGGAGGGCUCGUUCAGCACAGACCCCAGCACCCAAGAGCCCGAGGUACCUCCAGACCAAGAGCUCGUAACCAGCACAGUGUCCGAUGUGGUGACUACAGUGAUGGGCAGCUCCCAGCCUGUGGUGACCCGAGGUACCACCGACAACCUCAUCCCGGUCUAUUGCUCCAUCCUGGCUGCUGUGGUUGUGGGCCUCGUGGCCUACAUCGCCUUCAAGAGGUGGAACAGCUGCAAGCAGAACAAGCAAGGAGCCAACAGCCGGCCCGUGAACCAGACGCCCCCACCCGAGGGAGAAAAACUCCACAGCGACAGCGGCAUCUCCGUGGACAGCCAGAGCCUGCAUGACCAGCAGCCCCACACGCAGACGGCUGCAGGCCAGGCCCUCAAGGGUGAUGGAGGACUCUACAGCAGCCUGCCUCUGGCCAAGCGGGAGGAGGUGGAGAAGCUGCUCAAUGGCUCUGCGGGGGACACCUGGCGGCACCUGGCGGGCGAGCUGGGCUACCAGCCCGAGCACAUAGACUCCUUCACCCGCGAGGCCUGCCCAGUCCGCGCCCUGCUGGCUAGCUGGGCCACCCAGGACAGCGCCACACUUGACACCCUCCUGGCUGCUUUGCGCCGUAUCCAGCGAGCCGACAUCGUGGAGAGCCUGUGCAGCGAGUCCACGGCCACAUCCCCGGUGUGAGCCAGCCCGGGAGCCCCUGCCCUGCCCCCACAUUCCAAUGACUGAUGCUCCAGCCACCCUCACGGGCUGGCGGCAGAGCUACGCUCUUCUGGGCAGGGCCUCGGAGCCCGGGCCUCCGGACCACAGCCCCAUCGCUGCUCCUGUGUGGCCCCAUUGCUUCUGAUCACACUCCCUCUCCAGCGCCAGAAGUGCCCCUGCUGCCUCUCCCACCCUGCCCUGACCCAUCACCAUCCCAGGCCUCCUGCUCCCUUCCCUCCACACUUCGAAGGGGGCCAGCUCCUCCCACCUUAGCAGGUUAUCAUAUCUUGGGGGCUGACACCAGGGAUGGUGUUGCGGGCAUGACAAGGCCCCAGAGACUCAGAGGGAGAGACUGGGGAACCAGAGCCAUGGACUCUACACUGUGAACUUGGAGAACAGGGGAGCAUCAUUGUGGCCUGAAUCUCCCUCAGCUCCUCUCUCCCCUCCCCUGUGGCCUGAGAUGCAGAGGAUCAGGGGUUUGUCAGAGCUAGCAGGAGGUUUUGAAAUGUAGUUCACACCCCUUGCUUUUUGUACAGGUCAGUGAGGCCCAGAGAGAGGCAAUGACUUGCCCAAAGCCACCCAGCAAUCAGGGAGCCAAAUGUGGGCUGGCCUCCCCUCUCUGAAUGAGGGCCCUAGCCUUCAGCUUUGUUUGAGGGCUAGGAGAAGGGGGCCAGGUGACCCUCUAGGAAGUGUCUCGAAGCCAAACCCAGUCUCCCCUUCACCAUCUCCAGGCCUAUCCAGCCCCUGUGGAGAGGGAGUGAUCCACGCAAGGUCUGGUCCAUUGAUCCCUCAAGACCCAGGCAGGUUUGGGGUUUGUGGAAAGGGGUGCCACUUCCCUCUGUCCCCUUACGCAGGUCAGGGUGGCAUCCAUGAUGUGGCCCAGUCCGUAGGUACCCUCCAUCCCAGCACAGUCCCAGAGCUAACCCAGGCUGCAUCUUCCCCAAGAGUCAGCCCUAGGGGUCAGGGACUAACUAACUCCCCCACCUGCAACACAUGGAGUCACACACACACACACACACAGGAUGAGAAAUUUUGCUUUUCUCCAAGAGUUCUUUCUCUUGGGCUGGGACCGGAUCCUGCCCGGGGCCGCUGCCAGAGAAGCAUCGAAGGGAAUUGAACUCUGCUCGCAGUCCUCCCUCGCCCCCGGGUUUGGCGGGCCAAGGACGGCUGAGGCUUGAGCUGGCGCCUGUCUUCCAAGGGCCUGCUUGUGGAGGAAUGCUCCCCCUCCACCCCUUCCCUGCGAGCAGGGGCUGGGCCGGCCCGGAGGCCGCACUGAGGAAAAGUGGACCAGCGUGGGAACGCAGCAAGAAGGAGCUGAGUUAGACCCCAUAGAGGGUCUCUCUCAAGUUUGGAGGACCCUCCGAAGGACUGCUUUCCCCCUAGCUUGGUGCCAGAAAGGGGCCAUGAGGUCUCUCCUGGCCUGUUGUGUUUUGCUUGAUAUUGGAAUGAGUGUGCCCCACCCCCUCUAUUUAGCAUGAACGAGCCCUGAGCAGGGUGUGCACGGAUAGCCACCCCCUCCCCAGCCCAGGGUCCUCCCAGCCCUGCGUAAAGGACUGGGAACAUUGUAUGUAGAUGGCAUUUCUUUGACCUGGAUCUGUGAUGGGAGGAGGAAACUCACCUGCUGGCCCCUCACCUGUGCACCUGGGGAGUGGGACAGAGUCUGAGGUAUUUAUUUUCCUUCCCAGCAGCUGGGGAGAGGGUUGGGGGUUGCAAGUAUGUUUUAGCAUGUGUUUGGUUCUGGGGCCCCUCCUGUCUCCCUUUGGGCUGAGAUGGAACCCUUUUGCCCCCAACCCCAGCUGGGGGCUGUGAGCUCCAGACUCCAUGUCACCCUCCCUGUCACCUGCCCCUUGCAUCCUGUGUAAUCAUUUCUUGGGCCCUCCUGAAACCUACACAUAAAACAUAAACGAUGAGCAUUAAAUAGCAAAGAAAGAAAAA